This is a messenger RNA of Quercus robur (English oak), 1511 nucleotides long. RefSeq lists its product as uncharacterized. The coding region runs from base 297 to 992 and encodes 231 amino acids. The transcript is spliced from 4 exons. NCBI's taxonomy places the organism in Eukaryota, Viridiplantae, Streptophyta, Magnoliopsida, Fagales, Fagaceae. The record is from RefSeq and is a predicted model, not a curated record.
UCAAUCCAAACUGCAACCAAGUUUUCUAUGUAAUGGAGCACUACGAACAAAAUUUCAAACAAUGGUUGCAAGAGAAUUAUCUCUCUGAUCAACAAGGCAAAAAUCUGAAUCCAGAAUUUCUUCAAAUUCUUAGGUAAUAUAUAUUUGAUUUCUAUUGUCUUCAUCAAAACCAAUUUUUAGAUUGUCACUCUUUUCUUGGCUAUGUGAUAGGGAUGUUUUAAGGGGCAUUGGUUAUCUCCAUCGUGUGAAAAAUAGAUGUCAUGGCAAGUUAAGUGAGACAAAUAUUGUGAUCGUGAAUGGUCGGGCCAAGAUUACAGGAUGAUUAUUCAGAUUAUAAGCACUUGGCGACCAUUGUUCAAAGAUCCUUCAAAACCGAGCAACAUGACAUUCCAACAGAACUUAAGUUGUUUCUUACCUACAUCUCAAAGACAGAACCCAGCCAGUAUGCAAGUAAACUUUACACACACACGCACAUUAAUAUUUAUUGUAAAAUAUCUCACUUAAGCUUCUUUUUAUUCUUGUCCAGGUUGCUCAAUAUUGAAAAUCAUCCAAUUUUUCUAUCCCCUUUACAAAGAUUGAGCUACAGGGUGAUUGCUCAUACUUUCUUGUAUUUUGGAAAGUCGAAAAGGUCCUUUGCGUUGGCACUAAAUAAAAACCUUGGUAAAUGUGAAUGGAAGCUCAAUGUCAGAACUACUGGUACAUUUGUUAUGGUGCUUGAUCGUUAUAAUCACCUGGGAAAUUUGUCAGAAAAACAAAGGAAAAUCGUUGAAUAUAAAGAGUCUGCCAUAUCUUUUAUGAGGUUUUGCAGAAAUGUUGUGGCGCACCUUAAGGACGAUAAUGUUAAACGAGAUCCAGGGCGGCGUAAGAAAUUGACUGUGAAAGAAGUCGAGGAAGAGCUUAAUGGAUACUGGCCUGAGUUCAUGCCCAUUUUGCAUGAAAUCCUUCUUGAACAUGGCCACCUUAUGGUUGCACACGAUGCGGUUCUCAAGUGAAACCAUUGGGCUGUCUCGCACAAAAGGAUAUGAUACAGAAUACAGUUACCGGGGAUGCAAAUCUUAACAUAUCAAUCAGCCAUUGUGAAAAAAAUACAGUUACCGACCGGGGGGAUGCAGUACUUGUAGAAUAUUGCUAACAUAUAAUUUGAUAAAAAAUAUAUAUAUAUAUAUAUGUGUGUGUAAAUAUAUUCAUUAAAAAAAUCCAAAAAAGAGAAUUUGUAUAAAAGAUGCAAGGCAUCACUAAGGUGAGUGAUCCAGUGAUAAAGACUUACUCCAGUAUAUAAGGUUUGAAUGAGGUUAAUGUCUUGAGUUUGAAUCCUCUAAUUUUAGUCACAAUGCGCCCUCCAACGACCCUAUAGAAUUUGUUUAGUAACAAGUUGUUAUAUAUAUAUUCUUAUAAAGAGUAAUGUUACUGUCACAAACUAUUUUAUAAUAUAUUUUACAAAAUGUUAAUGUGGCUAAUCUCUUAUUAGUUUUUAUCUAGGCCCACUAUUAAUAUCACUUUUUUAUUUACCA